Molecule: messenger RNA, 1128 nt
Organism: Entrophospora candida
Lineage: Eukaryota; Fungi; Glomeromycota; Glomeromycetes; Entrophosporales; Entrophosporaceae
Source: the annotation of a GenBank genome assembly
AUGACAUAUGUUAAAGAUCUUGAGGAAGAAAUACAUCAUAUCCUCCAAUCUUCUUCUAAAUUACGUAACUAUAACAGUGAGUUACGGGAUAAAUACAUAAAGCAAGAGGAAAAUUUUGAUCGAGAAAGGAAGGGAUGGGAUCGGGAUAGAAAGAUGUGGAGUAAAAAACUGGGAGGGGCUAACACCGAGAUCCAGAAAUUACGUACUCAUGAUCUCAAACUCAUUGAUGAAGCUAGGCGUUUACAGAUUGAAAACGCUAAUAAAGACAUUUCUCUUGCAAAGUCCAAAGCUGAGAAUGAUAUAAAAUCCAAGAAAAUUAGAUCACUUGAGUCUAUGAUUAAGAUAUUGGAAGGUAAGUUGUCUUCAGCUCAGGAAGAUAGCUCAUUGGAAUCAAAGGUCAAUGAACUCGAGCAUCUGAAAUUGGAGGCUAUAUCAAAACCCAUAGUUGGUGGAAACAACAAAAAAAAUACGCAGAGUGAGGAACAAAGUUCCAUAACCAAGUCUGACGAUAUAUCUACAGUAUUGCAAAACAGACCGUUAGGCAAUUCUUCAAAUCAUGACACUUACGUGUCUAGUGAGGAAUCAGAGAUUCGAGGCUAUGCCUCAUCCAGUAAAGAUCUCAGUCAAUAUUUUCUACCCAGAAAAAAUGAUACCGAGAUUAUUCCCAAGGUAAGUGACGAAAUCGAUAUUAGCAAAACUAACAACAAUACACUUCAGGAAAUACCGAAUAUGACCCCUUACCUUGCACAGCCGGAAAAUAAUAUGUCCUCUUUGAUUGAAUCAAAUUCCCAGAUGGCACAUAGUGCCGAAUCUCUGAUUCCUCCGAUAGGAACAAUUCCCAUUGUGGCAAGCACUUUGAUGUCACCUCUAUCAGCAUAUAUUUUUCUUAUUCUAUUAAUUAUUGCAGUUAUGUGGUUCAUUAUAUUGAGACGCACAUGGGGAUUUGAGAGGAAAAGUGAUCAGUUACGAAAUAUGUGGGCUAGAAAAAAGAAAAAAGAGCGUGAGAGUAUGGACGAGGUCGCUUUCUUGGAAUAUAAACGAAACUUUGAGGCUAAAAUGAAAGUUCCUACUACUCCGCACAAAAAAGAAUUGAAAAAUAAAUCUUUAGUAAUCAUUGAAUAUGCAUAA